UUUUGGAAUGCAUUCUGCGGUCACGUUGAUGUGAAGCUCCCGAAUGCGACGUGCGAAAGUCAGCGAUUCUACAUUAGUUUAAUUGAAAUUACCUAUUGCAACCCAAUUUACUUAAUUUUGACUACAAUGAGCGAAGAAUUCAAGCUGCCUAAGCGCUCACGCAAGCGUACCCGCGAUGUGAAGCGCAAGGCGCGCCCCGAACUCGAUGGCGAUAACGCAUGGAUCGCAAUGCGGUAUUAUGAGAAGUUUGAGCCAUUUUGGGACUUUGUGGAUAACCUGGAACGCAUCGAGAACGCAACCGUAACAUGUGAUGAAUUCAUUGAGCGCUUCGAGCGACCCUAUCUGCCCGUCAUUAUCACUGGAUGUGCCGACGGUUGGCUGGCGCAAGAGAAAUGGACGCUCUCGCGCCUAGCCAAAAAGUAUCGCAACCAGAAAUUCAAGUGCGGUGAAGACAACGAAGGUUAUAGCGUCAAGAUGAAGAUGAAAUAUUAUGUGGAGUAUAUGCAGGGCACACGGGACGACAGUCCGCUCUACAUAUUCGACAGCAGUUUUGGCGAGCAUCAUCGCCGCCGCAAACUGCUGGAGGAUUAUGCCGUGCCCAAGUAUUUUCGCGAUGAUCUCUUCAAGUACUGUGGCGAGGAUCGUCGUCCCCCAUAUCGAUGGUUUGUGAUGGGUCCUGCUCGCUCCGGCACGGGGAUACAUAUCGAUCCGCUGGGCACGAGUGCGUGGAACACUUUGAUACGUGGCCACAAGCGUUGGUGUCUGUUUCCUACGCAUACGCCCAAGGAUCUGCUAAAGGUGACGAGUGCUAUGGGUGGCAAGCAACGUGACGAGGCCAUAACCUGGUUCAGUACCGUCUAUCCGCGCACUCAACUCCCCUCGUGGCCGCAGGAAUACAAACCCAUCGAGGUGCUACAACGUGCAGGUGAAACUGUUUUCGUGCCCGGCGGCUGGUGGCAUGUGGUGCUCAAUUUGGACGACACGAUCGCCAUCACUCAGAACUUCUGUAGUUUCACCAAUUUCCCUUGUGUGUGGCACAAGACGGUGCGCGGUCGGCCCAAAUUGUCGCGCAAGUGGCUGCGUGUGUUGCGGGAUCAGCGACCGGAGUUAGGUCAAAUUGCCGACAGUAUUAAUAUUAAUGAAAGCACUGGCUUUGCCUCAGAUAGCUCCAGCAAUUCCAGCUCCUCAUCGUCCUCGAGCAGUUCAUCGUCGUCGGAGAGCGAAGCGGAUGCCGAUUCCAAUACGGAUAGCGGCCAAGAAAGUUUGACUGCCAAAAAGAAGAAAAAACGACGCAUGGCUGGCAAUGCGACUGAUGAUGAUGGUGGAAACGGUGGCGAUGAUAAGAAUGCGACAUCAUCUUCAUCUGCGACAAGACCUUGAUGUCGGCACAAAAAGACGAAAAGAAAUGGUCUGCUGCUGCGACUGUUUCAUCGCCAGCUGUUGUUCUGUCGCCGUGUGCCGCGCUUUCAACGUCCAUGUCGCAGUCGCAGAGCCUCCUGCCACAGUUAACAAAAUGCAGAUACAGAUGCAGAUCCUGAUCCUAAUCCAUGUUGCAUGUUUAGUAAUAUUUUUAUACAAUUAGUAAAGUAACUAAAAAACAAAACGAAAAUAAUAAUGCUGCUGUAAAAAAUAAUGAUAUUUGAAUUGAAUUAUCGUCGGCUGAGCCAAAAACACAGUCCGCUUAAACAUUAGCCUAAAGAACGGAAACAGUUGAUGAUUAUUUCUAUUUAACUUGAACUAUAAUUAGCCAACGACUUAAAUGCAACAUAAAUAAACUGAGUAUAUUUGUAAAAAACAA
This is a messenger RNA of Drosophila albomicans, 1798 nucleotides long. It is a transcript of the gene PSR, whose product is annotated as bifunctional arginine demethylase and lysyl-hydroxylase PSR. Gene Ontology annotation, molecular function: P-TEFb complex binding; histone H4R3 demethylase activity. The coding region runs from base 127 to 1380 and encodes 417 amino acids. The record is from RefSeq and is a predicted model, not a curated record. Gene Ontology annotation, cellular component: nucleus; cytoplasm. The transcript has a single exon. Gene Ontology annotation, biological process: phagocytosis. Lineage: Eukaryota; Metazoa; Arthropoda; Insecta; Diptera; Drosophilidae.